AUGCAGGAAAAUAUUGACAAAUCUGACCCAACAUAUCCACCAGUUGUUUCAAAUUUGCCAAAUGCAGCGGACUUCAGGAAUAGAGUCGACUUGUUAAGUGCCGAGGCGGCGAAUUUUUGAGGCCCCCUUAUACCUUCCACAACUACAAGGCCCCAAUCUUUCGGAAGUCCAUUUUCCCUACCUACAGAGCAUUCACCAUCAAGCUCACCAACAGGUUCUCAUCUUCAGAAUGAAGAACGCAAAGUCGAAAAUAGUGUAGAAGUUGCAUGCGCGAAUUCCAAGGAUCCUAAGCGCAAUCGGACGUCAUUCUUGACGCAACAAAGCGAAAUUCUGGAAAGAGCCUUUCAAUCUGAGCGUUAUAUUACGAAGACACAGAGGGUCCAAUUGGCCCAACAAUUAGACCUCCCGGAAAACACAAUCAAGGUUUGGUUUCAAAAUCGACGCAUGAAAGAAAGGCGAAAGUCAAUGAUGCUUCCCAGUAAUAUCGUAAACAACCCAUGGGCACGAGAAAGGCUGAUGGAAUAUGCAAAUGAACUAUGCCAGAUGCGCGAAUAUAGGAAUUAUGCAGAAAUACCCGAAACCUCCUCUUCUUCGAGCACGCAACCGUCUUGUGAUGUUUCGACAUUCACCGCAAAUUCGACUUUUUCCGUCGAAAGCUUUUAUUCCCCGGAUUUCAAACCCACCGACAACUAA
Messenger RNA from Rodentolepis nana, 693 nucleotides. The record is from the annotation of a GenBank genome assembly. NCBI's taxonomy places the organism in Eukaryota, Metazoa, Platyhelminthes, Cestoda, Cyclophyllidea, Hymenolepididae.